AUGGGGGUGGUGAAUAUAUCAGAGGUCGUGGACUUCGUAUUACUUGGUUUCCCGGUAUCUCAAAAGCUAAAGAUACUCAUCUUUACCUUUAUUCUGGCAUCAUACUGCAUCAUCUUGGUGGCCAACAUAGUCAUUGUUACUGUAGUCAAAAAAUUCCCCCAUCUCUAUGUUCCAAUGUAUAUAUUUAUUUCCAACUUCUCACUGAUGGAAAUUUGCUGUACUACCAUCAUCAUCCCUAAAAUGUUGACUGACUUAGUAAAUACCAAGGAGAGCAUCUCAUUCAACGGGUGCCUGAUUCAGUUUUAUUUCAUCUUAUUCUCUGGUGCCAUGGAAAAUAUUCUUCUUGCCAUGAUGGGCUAUGACCGCUACUUGGCUAUAUGUCACCCUUUGCACUAUUCAUCCAUAAUGACUCAUACUGUAUGUUAUCGGAUGGCUGCAGGGUCAUGGAUCACUAGUUUUCUUAUGCCAAUUAUGCCCACAAUUGCAGUCUCAAAGUUAAGCUUUUGUGAUAACAGAAAAAUCGACCACUUUUUCUGUGAUUUUGGUGCCUUGGUGAAAUUAUCCUGCUCCACAACUGCAAUCGCAGCAAAAAUUUUCUUCGGCCAAGCCUGGAUUUUAAUUCUAAGCUGUUCUAGUGUUACAUUCAUUUCAUAUAUUUACAUCAUAUAUACAGUCUUAAAGAUACCAACCCAUAGUGGUCGCAAGAAGGCUUUUUCCACCUGUGUGUCCCACCUCACAGUAGUAGGUAUUUUCUAUGGUACACUAUUUUUUAUGUAUGUAAGGCCGUCUGAAUCAAAUACAACGCAUCUGGACAAGGGAAUAUCAGUUUUCUAUACUGUGGUGGCUCCACUGCUAAAUCCAAUCAUUUAUAGUCUACGUAAUGCAAACAUUAAAACAGCUCUAAACACUAUGCUACAGAAACAAUGGGGUGUGAAACGAACAGUAUAA
This is a messenger RNA of Spea bombifrons (plains spadefoot toad), 948 nucleotides long. RefSeq names its product olfactory receptor 6F1-like. NCBI's taxonomy places the organism in Eukaryota, Metazoa, Chordata, Amphibia, Anura, Pelobatidae. Gene Ontology annotation, cellular component: membrane. The record is from RefSeq and is a predicted model, not a curated record. The coding region runs from base 1 to 948 and encodes 315 amino acids. Gene Ontology annotation, molecular function: G protein-coupled receptor activity; olfactory receptor activity. The transcript has a single exon. Gene Ontology annotation, biological process: G protein-coupled receptor signaling pathway.